Cantharellus anzutake is the source of this 1539-nucleotide messenger RNA. RefSeq lists its product as uncharacterized. NCBI's taxonomy places the organism in Eukaryota, Fungi, Basidiomycota, Agaricomycetes, Cantharellales, Hydnaceae. The record is from RefSeq and is a predicted model, not a curated record. The transcript has 4 exons. The coding region runs from base 1 to 1050 and encodes 349 amino acids.
AUGUGCGGGUCUUGUUCCGCGACCUCCAAUAGCCCAAUUCAUCAGUUCCGCCGAUCGUCGUGGGGCGAGCGGAGAUGUUGGAGCGUGUCAAUUAUUGAUUUUGACAAGGUCUCGUUAUUGGGCGAUCAUCACUUGGAGAAUAACCAUGAGAGCCGUACUGCUACGGCGAAGCGUCGGUGCCAGGUGAAUAAGACUUUCGAUUCCUUCGCUGAGGUCGCGUCUGCCUUACGUGGACAGGGCACUUUGGAAGCGCGAAUUGAGCGACUUCUGCAGAACAUCCUUGCAUGGGACUCGUGGCUCUGCACCUCAACCAACUCAACUCCUGGCAGGAAAUCUACGAACGAGUUCUGUGGCUUCUUCAGUGCUGGGCCUUUUGCAACUGAUGGCACUGUUCCACUCUUGGUGGUGACGGAAGGGGCCGCCAUCAUCAACUGCAUGCUGCACGUUCUCUACGGAAUGUCGUCCCGCAUAUAUUGUCCCGACAUCUCAACCAUAGCAAAAACGUUUACUGCCCUUGUAAAAUAUGGAUUCUCCCUCCCAGAAAAUGUGCCCUCAACCUCGGAGAUAUUCACGGAUCUCGUCUCGCACGCGGCUGACCCAAACUCGGACCCUCUAGAGGUCUAUGUCAUUGCGGCUUCUCAUUCGUUUGAGGAGCUCGCCGUUGUGUGUUCCUUUUACGCGCUGAGAAUGCCACUAUCAGACAUUGAUCAGAAGAGUGCCGUCGAUAUGGGCCCUGCGUACUUGCUCCGACUUUCUAGAUUGCACGAGUAUCGCAAGGGAGAGCUGGAUAAGCUGUUGUUGGUACCACCUGCGAUGCAUGAGGAGACGUCGACAUGUGGUCGCGAACAUAUGCAUAGCGUCAUGCGGGCGUAUUCACUCACUGCUGCGUACCUCGCUUGGGAAGCGAAGGCGGACGCCACUACCGAGUGGAUCAGUGGGUUUUUUGACAGGGUGAUAACGAAUGCGGGCUGCAGCCUUUGUCGAGAGAAUGUAAGAAGGAGAGUGCAAGAUGUUAUUCAGGGGUGGUCCAGACUCAGGCGCACGAUCUAAGAGGGGGAUGCUCUUGAUAAGUCUCUUCUCCAAAACCCCCCUCCUUUCACAAGAGAAUGGGACCCAUUCUCAACCAGAGGUCUUCUGUCUCUGGGCAGGGUUUUCCACCCUAGUAAAGCCUAUCAGAACAUCCCUCCUGUCGUUCCAGAUCCCUAUUCUCCUCCCCCACAAUAUACCCACCCUCAUAAUUUAUUGCACGCAAACCACACACGUUGUGACAUGUGUCCAUUAUUCUGUUCGAAAGCUGUGUCGAUUGUUUUGUAGUUGCUUCUCAACCACUCAUCCAUAUGCUUUCCUUGAUUCCCGCUGGGUCCUGCAAACUUCUGCAUAAACUGACAUCUCCAGGCAUAAGAUCCUCAAUUAUAUUUGAGAUCCCUCGGUCCAUUCUGUCGCGGGUGCCGCCUUCUCCGCCACACCAAUCCCGUUUAAAUUCUGCCCGGCCUGUAUCAUACCUUCCAACUCUGUGAAUGCACCGCGUCGCACAACACA